UGAUGCCGGAGCAAGAUGGGCGCGCUGCACAUCGCGUGGCGGCGGCCGCUACACUGAGCUAAGAUGGAAUACGACUAUGUACCACCCACUAAUGUGGCGUACAACUACACGAGCGUGGUGUACGAGGAUGAGGCGCCGGCGCCGGUUACGCCGCUCUCCAUGCUGCUCGUCGCAUCAUUCCUCUCCCUCCUGAUAUUCGUGAGCGCGGCGGGCAACAUCUUGGUCUGCAUCGCGAUAUACACAGACAGGGGACUGAGGAGGAUCGGCAACCUGUUCCUAGCGUCGCUGGCAAUUGCUGACAUGUUGGUUGCCGCUGCCGUGAUGACGUUUGCCGGUGUCAAUGAUCUGUUAGGGUACUGGGUGUUCGGAGAGCAGUUUUGCGACACGUGGGUGGCGUGCGACGUGAUGUGCUCCACCGCCUCCAUCCUCAACCUGUGCGCCAUCUCGCUCGACCGGUACAUACACAUCAAGGACCCGCUGAGAUACGGUCGUUGGGUGACUCGCAAAGUGGCCAUCGUAACCAUAGCUCUGAUCUGGCUGCUGGCAGUCAUGGUCAGCUUCCUGCCCAUCUCCCUGGGCCUCCACCGGCCGCCAGAGGAGGAGAUCAUGAGGAAGACCAGAUACCCCACCUGCGCGCUUGUCCUCACACCGACUUACGCGGUGGUCUCCAGUUGUAUAUCCUUCAUUUUGCCGUGUAUCGUCAUGAUCAGUAUAUAUUGCAGAUUAUACUGCUACGCACAAAAGCACGUCAAAUCCAUCCGCGCGGUGACCCGAACAGUCCAACUACCCGACAACAGGACUAAAUCAGUCAGGACAAGGGUGCAUACACACGUCCACUCGUCGCCGUACCACGUCAGCGAUCAUAAGGCCGCGAUCACGGUGGGCAUCAUCAUGGGCGUUUUCCUUCUUUGCUGGGUGCCGUUCUUCUGCGUGAAUAUUGUGGCGGCUUUCUGCAAGACUUGUAUACCUGAUCUCGCCUUCAAGAUUCUCACGUGGCUGGGCUACUCCAACUCGGCUUUCAACCCGAUAAUCUACUCCAUCUUCAACACCGAAUUCCGUGAAGCAUUCAAGAAGAUUCUGACCUCAAAAUGCCCGCCAUGCUGCGGCUACCAGACGGUAAGAGCGAACACUCCCACCAGAAAUGACAAUUUUGUAACCGACUACGGAACCAAGACGCUAGUUGUCAGAAGAAGCGGUUCCCUUGGUUUGUCAGCUGUUGACCCCACUCCCAGAUCCUCAGCAGAAUCCGUGAAGCCCCUGAAGGAUUACCACAUAUGACAGGAGGACGGGAGUAGCAAUAAUGGGCUACUCGAUAAAAGUGAUGUAGUUUAAUACAAUGUUAAUCCAGUUUUGUUCGUUGUUCGA
Messenger RNA from Aricia agestis (brown argus), 1365 nucleotides. It is a transcript of the gene Dopr1, whose product is annotated as dopamine receptor 1. The transcript is spliced from 7 exons. The record is from RefSeq and is a predicted model, not a curated record. Gene Ontology annotation, cellular component: membrane. Lineage: Eukaryota; Metazoa; Arthropoda; Insecta; Lepidoptera; Lycaenidae. Gene Ontology annotation, biological process: adenylate cyclase-activating adrenergic receptor signaling pathway. Gene Ontology annotation, molecular function: G protein-coupled receptor activity. The coding region runs from base 64 to 1278 and encodes 404 amino acids.